Molecule: messenger RNA, 3560 nt
Organism: Bemisia tabaci
Lineage: Eukaryota; Metazoa; Arthropoda; Insecta; Hemiptera; Aleyrodidae
Biological process (GO): regulation of transcription by RNA polymerase II
Cellular component (GO): nucleus
Molecular function (GO): DNA binding; protein binding
Source: RefSeq, a predicted model, not a curated record
CGUUUUGUAGAUUCGUGGAAUUUGUAGAUCCAUCGCGGGUGGUCACGAUAAAGAAGUUUUUGUGCACUUAUUUUAUUGUUGCGGACAGGAACCAUCUGAUUUAGUCAACCAGAUUCAUCCUAUUGAAUGAAAAAUCUUUCUUUGGAGAUCUCAUCCUCCCAUUUUUAGUCGUUCUUUUUUUCAUUUCGCAGUGAAGUGUUUUUCGCUGAUAGUGGACAACGACUGAGUGUAAAGAGUAAACCACUUCCUCAUUUAUCUGUUUCCCAGCUCUAACUUUCAAUGUUUCAAGUCACUGAGGAUACUUGUUUUUAGAGGAAAAAAUUAACUUUGCCAAAAUACCAUUUUGCCAUUUAGUCUCCACAGUGGCAGUCACAGGUCACUGAGGGAGAACUAAUUUUAUGCGCUAACUUCCAACGCUCGGAUGCAAAGGAUUUCUUGAGAUAUUGACAGUCAUGAGUGAAACAAACCAAGAAUUCUGCCUACGUUGGAGCAGUUUUCAUCAGCAGUUGGGAGAUGCACUGUGCACCCUCCUGGAGAAGGAGUAUCUUGUGGAUGUAACCUUAACAUGUGAGGGCCAGUCACUGAAAGCACAUCAAACUGUUCUUUCGGCAGGGUCCUCCUAUUUUCAGAAAAUUUUCAAUGAAAAUACGCAUCCACAUCCAAUUGUAAUCCUGAAAGAUGUCAGGUUUGAAGAGUUGUCUUUGGUCAUCAAAUUCAUGUACUACGGGGAGGUGAAUGUUGAAAAUGACAGUUUGCCAGAGUUUCUUAAAACAGCUGAAAUGCUUCAAAUAAAAGGAUUAACCAAAUCAAACUCCUCUGAGAGUUCUAUCAAUUCCGCUCAAAACUUGGCAGAAAGUGAUUAUGACACCUUUGACACGAAGAAAAUCAAAACCGAUUGUGAAAGCUUUGACGAAACCUCUUCAAAUCACACAAAUGUUCCCAUUGAAGAUCACGCCGAAGAUAGGAGAACAGACAAUGGUUGUACAUCUCAGAUGAUACCAGAUCCUCCUCUGAGUGUUCGGGACCACAGAAGUUUAUCAUUUGAUGGACUGAGUCACUACAUACCAGAUCUACAAGAUGAUACUGGGCAGCAUCAGAAUUUACUUUUUAGUCCAAAUUUGCAAUCCCAAUCAACCCUAGAUAGUUGUAAUCAGUUGCACAGUUUAACUUUGAAACCUCCUCGACAAAGGGUACUGUGGACAAAAGAACAACUGAAACAGCUGGACACUUGGUACAGAACAGACAGGUAUCCCAAUGGCAGUAUGAUGUGUCGCUAUGCAGAUGUGCUGUGUAAUCUUGGGCCAAGCAACAUUCAACCAACAAGGCAGAAUGUGGACUACUGGUUCCAAAAUCGUAGGCGAAGAGACCACCAUCCCGACGUAGUCCAACAGCGAGAGAGAAAAAAGCUCGCUAAAAGUUUGUGGAACAAUAUCCUCCUGGAGCAAGGCCCCGAGUGAAAGACCAGAGGCUAUUCUGGAAGUCAGUUGAAUAGCCUGUUCUCGUCGUAAUCAGACUUUCUGUCCGCCAGUUUCGAUGGGUAGAACAUUUGGAACUUGUCAAAGUUUUUACCAGGGAUUUCAUACAACUGAGAUGAAAACCGGUAGUCGAGGAAUGUAACAAUCAAUGAGACAAUGUCCAAAUUUAAAUUUUUUAAGUCCUGAGGAGAAGCCUGUAGCAGACUUCAGAUGUGAUUACCUCAAUUUGAAUACAUGAUUCAUAAGGCCUUCUUUCGGAACACUGCAGAAUACCCAGACCUUGACUUAGUUGGACUUUAUUUUGCAGUCAGAAACUACAAUUUCUGACGCAUUUGAACAGCUCAUUUCGACGUAUGAAAACUUAUGGCUCUUUGUUUCUAAAGUGAGUCGAUUUUAGUUCCAAAUUGCAACAUGUCCAGUCAUCCUCUUACAGAAUACUUCGCAACUACUUCUGGAAUAAAUCCGUGGGGUUGAGCAUUCCUAUUAACUAACGAUGCUCUUACUCGUGCAAUUGCCUCCUUCUGAGUUCAUUUUUGCUAAAAAUAGACUAUCUUUGAUUGUAUAUGUGGGAAAAGUGGGAAAAGGCAGACUGCAAUGUCUAUGACAUUGUGAGAAGAAAUUACUUAACCAUACUCAGAUUGCAUUGAAUUCUUUCAGGGUACCCGGGUAUUAUCAAGGUCUCUUUGCGGUGUAUAGAGGAACUUAAACCAAACUUUCCAGGUUUUCUCAUUUCAUCUGCGAAAGAUCCUAUUCUAGUUUCACGGUGUUUUGAAUGAAACAAUCCAACAAUUUGCCUCAUUUUCUAGCCCCUAUCACAGAGAGAAGGCCUCAGAUCAUGCUCUUCCGUAGUUGAAUAAAUACUAUUUGAAAAUUUAUAAUGAAAAGCUGUAGAAAAUUUUGAUCAAGCAUUGUUAUGGAGUAAGGGCAUACAUUCCAAAAUUUAAAGAUUUUUCCUUUGUUUAUGAGUUAUGUCAUGCCCUAUUACUACUUCUUUGGGUGGUAAGUACAUACCUACUUAAAAUGUUUAAAUUAUUUAUUUUUAUAAGAUACAUUUAGAACUGUCUAGUUGUUUUGUUAUUUUUCAACUUGAUGGUAGAGGCUCGAAGUCCUUUCUUGAACAAUCUAUCCAAAAGAAUAAUUACGAGUACCUACUCAAAGAAUUCUUAGUUUCUUCAGUGCCAAAAACUGAGCCCAGUGUUUGAAACAGAGUCGAACCUUUUUAAUCCUUAAGUUUACAUGCUUAUCGUUCCCUAAAAAAAAGAAGUUACCAAUUUUCAGCCAAGUCUACAUUCCAAUUUCAUGUGGAAACAAAAUUAAAGAUAUUGUUUUUCUUUCAAUCAUUUGAGCCAUGAUGUAUAAAAUGUCCUUGAAAUUGCUGCCAAACUUUCAUUUACAGUUCUAUUACACUUCUACUUUAGUUGCUACUUUAUAAGAAGCUGAAAGAUGUUUUCCAAGGGAAUCUUUAUUCUCUUACUUUCUCAAAUGAAAUCAGUAUAAUUUUACUUGUUAUAAGGUUGAUUUUUAAAAUGGUUAGUAUGUGCUGGGGAACUCGAGGAGUCAAAAUAAUAGACAUCAAAUGUAAGCAAACACAGAACCUUGUUUCUGAUUCGCGCCCUUCGCACCAUGGUGGUAAAAUGCGUCCAAGUGUUUUUUACAAUCGUUAGUUCUCGUAUUUAAUGAGUCUUUAAUUGGUUUGUAACCAGUCAAUGACUAAAUCUUAAUCAAUUAACUCAAUUUACUCAUGAAGAAUUUGCACAUGAGGUGAUGUUAGUUUGUUUUGGUUUGAACCAAGAACUCGAUAUUAUAUUGAAUGACGUAGGCACUAAAUCAGUGUAUUUUUUCCUCUCUUAUUUUGUCUCUACAACCUAAUCAUCAUCAGGUGUUUCUAUUGCAUCAGGAAAUUGGAAUCAAAAGUAUUAAACAUUACGAAGUUACCUAAUUUUUUGUUAUUUUAUGAUUUGUACAUUUUGUAUCGUAAGGGCGUCUAUUGUUAAAAUUUUAUACUUUUGUUUUUAGUAGAUGAAUUUUCAAAUUCAUCGAGUUUUAAGUAACUGAUUAAAUUACUGCAACCCUCUACAAAAUCAA